GUUUCAAGGUGACAUUUGAGAAGUGCCAGUUUUUCCUUACCACCAUCUCCUUUCUGGGACACAUGGUAACAGACCAGGGGCUCCAACCGGAGCCGCAGAAGGUGGCAGCUGUCAGGGAUGCGCCGGUGCCUACGACUAUCAUGCAAGUUCGCGCCUUUUUGGGCCUGGCCUCGUACUACCGAAGAUUUAUCAAGGGCUUCGCGACGAUUGCGGAACCCCUCACAAAUCUGCUGCGCAAAGAUCAACCGUUGAUCUGGACGCCGGAGUGUGAUCAAGCGUUUUUGAAACUCAAGGCCGCUCUUAUUUCGGCUCCGGUCCUUAUAAGGCCGAAUCCCGAAAAGCCUUUUGUUCUCAUUACUGACUUGCAGCCAGAGGUGAUUUCAGCGAUCCUCGCCCAAGUGGGACCAAGUGGACUCGAGAGCGUAGUGGAGUAUGCAUCCAAAUCGGUGCCCGCCUGCAAGCGCAACUACGCCGCUCCGACAGGAGAAUGCUACGCGGCACUCUGGGGAAUCAGUCACUUUCGCGCUUACCUGUAUGGGCGGAAGUUCACCUUGGUAACCGAUCAUGAGCCCCUGUUGGCUCUGAAGAAAUUGAAGGACUACUCUGGCAUGAUCGGGCGAUGGGCAAUGGUGCUGCAGAGCAUGGAUUUUGACAUUCGUCAUUGGAAGCACGAGAGAGACGGGAAUGCGGACGGGCUGACACGACUGCACCGGCGUGAGAAAGUUCCGAAGAAUGAGGAGGUGAUUCUGUGGAACGAACCCGAACAGGAGAUCGGACCUCGGUACGGCCAAGUGACGUGGACGCAGACCAACGAGCAUCCUGCGUGGAUCGAAAAUUUGGAGCUGUUGAUCAUCCAGGCUUGGAGGACUAACGUUGAAGGCGAUCUUCUCGACUUUCUCUUUGGAUCGGUACGGCCCGGCCGCUGCCAGCUGAUUGCGCAGGAGCUCAUCGCGCCGAUCGUGCAAUUGGCGGACGAUCUCUCGCCCGACAUCUAUUCACAAAGUGACGACAACCCUGCUCCAUACGUUCUCGAGCGGUCAUUGGACCCGUACCUACAGUGGACACCGUGCUUGGAGGAGCCCAGGGACGAAGACACUCUACCAUCACGGCAGGAGUACCUGAAGCCUUACGACAUCAUCCCUCACGCCUUCUAUCCGAAGGAGAAGGAAGUGGUGAUCGAAGACGAAGAAGAAGACGACGACGAGGAAACGUCGGAGGAGGGAAGCUAUAGCGAGUAUAGCGAGGGAGAGCUGAGUGAGGAAGAAGAGGAGGAAGAAGAAACUGGAUCUGAGUGGGAAGCCCUGCGGGAGGAAGCAGCGCGCACGGGCACAAAAGCGGAAGAUCCUGAAGCCGCACGCAAGCGGGAAAAAAUUGCCACCGGGAAACGCCAGCUGGAGUUCGCCAGAGGAGCCAGCUUGUGCAUCAGUAACGAUCCGACCAGAGAUACGGAGCCGCCGAAGCCCGAAGAUGGCGACCCAGCAGCCGCCACCUCCAGCACCGCACAACGGCGACGACGCCGAUCCCCCUCCUCCUCCAGCCCCACCCGUCCCCCAGUUCGCCCGCGUACCGAUGCGGGCGAUAGGCCUUCGUCCUCGGACGUUAACCCGCCGUCCCCUUGAUUUUCUCACCCUCAAACAGAUCCGCACCCCCGUCACCUUCCC
Molecule: messenger RNA, 1661 nt
Organism: Chara braunii
Lineage: Eukaryota; Viridiplantae; Streptophyta; Charophyceae; Charales; Characeae
Source: the annotation of a GenBank genome assembly